Molecule: messenger RNA, 372 nt
Organism: Paramecium tetraurelia
Lineage: Eukaryota; Ciliophora; Oligohymenophorea; Peniculida; Parameciidae
Exons: 3
Source: RefSeq, a predicted model, not a curated record
AUGAGUGAUAUGUUUUAGGGUAACAAAAGUGGAGUCUCUUACGGAAGCCAAUUCGAUGCUUUAGGUGCUAGUUUCGGUAGAAUUGCUCCACAAGACAAACAAAGUAUAGGAUCAAAUAAUGGAGGAGGCAGUUUUGCAUAGGUUAAUGUUUCGUUUUUAGUACAACCGGAUCAAUACAGAUCAUCGGUUGGUCUCGAGGAAGGAAACCUUCAAAUUAAAAAGGGGCAUUUUUUAGAAGUAGUGGGGACUUUGAAAUGUAGUUUGAGGAGAUAAGAAUGGAUCGAUUAAAUAUUGAUUAGCAAUAGAAAGUGGAAGAGGAUGCCCUAUAACUGCAAAAAAACAGUUAGAGAUCAUCAAGUGAAUUCGAAAUGA